AUGGCGGCCCCGUACUGUUUCCCUGGCGAUACAGAAAUCACCAGCCCCGAACUGGGCAAAUACGGACACCUAAGUGCGAUCGAGGACCUUUGGUGUAUCUACGGGGCGUUUGGUAGUCUCUGGGAGUCGGGGACGGGGGACAGUCCGCUGGGGGGAAUGUUUGCCUUCGCUCGGGUGGAACGGCGGGCAGGACAACACAGGUGCUCGGAGAGCCGGAACAGCCAUACAGGUGUGUGUAUAGUCAGACACACCUGUACUGAGCCCACCUGCGGGAGGGACCCCCCGGGGAGGGCCAACUUCACCGGUCAGGUUUCCGCCGUGCAACAACAAGGGGCGGGCCACAAUGGCGACACAAUGGUCGCUAUGGUGCACCAGAGCGGCUCCGGCUGGUCCCCCGUGUAUGUGGAAGACAACCUGGGUGUGAUGUCUGUUGGAUUCCUGCUGGCCUCACCUGACGAUGCUGUCAUCUGGAGGGGACCCAAGAAAAACGGGUUGAUAAAACAGUUCCUGAGGGAUGUAGACUGGGGAGAGUUAGACUACCUGGUGGUAGACACCCCCCCUGGCACGUCAGAUGAGCACCUGUCCAUCGUACAGUACCUGAGUUCAGCAGGGUUGGAUGGGGCUGUCCUUGUCACCACACCUCAGGAAGUGUCUCUGCUGGACGUGCGGAAGGAAAUCAACUUCUGUAAGAAGGUUCACCUCCCUGUGGUGGGUGUGGUCGAGAACAUGAGCAGCUUCAUCUGCCCCAGCUGUCAGGGUGAGUCCCAGAUCUUCCCCCCCACCACGGGAGGUGCAGAGAAGAUGGCAGCAGACAUGGGGGUACCUUUCCUGGGCAGACUGCCGCUCGACCCCAGAAUAGGAAAGUGUUGUGAUGAGGGGAAGUCGUUCCUGUCCGUAGAGCCCGAGUCUCCUGCUGCAAAGGCUUACAAGGAGGUUAUACAGAGAGUGGAGGAGUUCUGUUCAUCACACAGCAACAAGGGAAACGUUCUGAAUCCAGUGGAGUAGCUGAAGUUACACAAGUCAACAUGCAUCAAAACAUAGAGGAGCUCUAACUAGUCUAAGGAUGUUUUUUUUUCAUCCUUGAUUACAUUUUAUUGUGCCAUCUCAGUAAACUAUUAUCUCUUUCUUGUGUGAUUUAUGACAAGUGUAGUCAUACAUGUACACCAACAAGGGAAUUGUUCUGAGUGGAGUAUCUGAAAUCACACGAGUCAACAGUCAUCAACACAUGAAAGAACAACUCUAAGCAGGGCUGCCUC
Branchiostoma floridae (Florida lancelet) is the source of this 1256-nucleotide messenger RNA. RefSeq names its product cytosolic Fe-S cluster assembly factor nubp1-like. Gene Ontology annotation, molecular function: ATP-dependent FeS chaperone activity; ATP binding; iron-sulfur cluster binding. The record is from RefSeq and is a predicted model, not a curated record. The transcript has 10 exons. Gene Ontology annotation, biological process: iron-sulfur cluster assembly. NCBI's taxonomy places the organism in Eukaryota, Metazoa, Chordata, Leptocardii, Amphioxiformes, Branchiostomatidae. Gene Ontology annotation, cellular component: cytosol. The coding region runs from base 1 to 1005 and encodes 334 amino acids.